Molecule: messenger RNA, 5450 nt
Organism: Cervus elaphus (red deer)
Lineage: Eukaryota; Metazoa; Chordata; Mammalia; Artiodactyla; Cervidae
Gene: GLI4
Product: GLI family zinc finger 4
Exons: 14
Coding region: 979-4884 (1301 amino acids)
Biological process (GO): regulation of transcription by RNA polymerase II
Molecular function (GO): DNA-binding transcription factor activity, RNA polymerase II-specific; RNA polymerase II cis-regulatory region sequence-specific DNA binding
Source: RefSeq, a predicted model, not a curated record
GGUACCGGGCAGCGGUGGUGGAGGCUGCCAGGGCGCCUAGCCCCCCUGGCUCUCGUGCGUCGUCCCCGCGGGCUGGGCCCCGCCCCCGCAGCCGCCGCGACCUUGGCCUCGACCGGGGGUGGGGUCCUCAGCGGGCACACUGUCCCCGAACGGUCGCGGGUGCCCAUUUGCGAGGCGCCUCCCCACGCUCCCGGAACCCCAGGGACGGGAGCUGUGGCGACCCCACUCUGCAGACGUGAAAGAAGCUCAGAGCCGCCUCUGGCCCGAGGUCGGUGGCCGGACGCAGCCCGGGCUGCCUGCUCUGCUGCGAGGCGCCCGGAGUUCGGGCCCUUUCCCACGGGGCACAGGCUCCAAGCUGGGGAAGAGAGAGUAGGCAAGGUUCGCGCCCGGGCCAGGGCUGUUUGUGUCCCCUCCGCCUUCAGCCUGUCACAGCAGCGUGGAGGUGGAGGGUUUGCGUCCAUGUGUGACUGCCACCUCCCCUUAGACAGCCCGGGUAGGGGUGGCCGUGCCUUUGCCCGGGUAAGUUCCCCGGACAUUAACUACGGGUCUUAGCGGGGAUGAGAACCUGCACCCAGGUUCAGGACUGCAGCCCUGCCCUGUGACAGUUUACCUAGCUGCCGGUGACCUUUGCCAUCAUUAGGGGCUGAGAUCUGGUGGGGGCUGACCCCGAGGAGCCCUGUGGCGGCUGCCUCCCCGCCUCCUUGAAGCGGGUACUGUCUGCACCAUUGCUGGAUGUACGUUAACUUUGGUCCUUCCCCUGCCCCUUUUUCACCCCCACAUAAGACCUUCUACUUCAUUAAAGUGUGAAAGAAGAACUCUCCCCUUGGUCCAAGCUGUUGUUGCAAAGCAGAUUAAAGGAGGGUGUUUUUGACCCGGAGGAGACUGAGCACCGGGGUGUGCUGGGGCCAGGUCUGCGGCCUCUGAGGGCUCCGUGGAGGGUUUCCUCUCUGGAAGAAUCUCCUUGAGAGUUAACCUGGAAUGUUCAUGCUCCAGCAGGCAGGGUUCAGUUUUUGUCUUCCCCAGAGCCAGCGGCCCCUAGCUGUGACAGGUUUUUCUGGAAGAACAGCCUGCUUCUCUCCGUGGGCAAGGCCUUGGGUUGGGAGAACAUUCUGCUCUUGCACCUGUGCACCUGGGGGGACUAACAGCUCCAACACUGGCCCACAGGUCCCCGGUGUGCACUCCUUCAGCAGGCCUUGGGGGAAGAUGGCGGCCCUGGGGGAUGGUCAGGAGCCCCCUCAUGUCCUGUCCCCGGUCAGUUUCGAGUCACCCGGGACACCUGGAGCCCACCACCAUGAAGCCCAACUUCACCUCCACGGUCAUCAACAUGGCUUCCCCAGCGGCAGCCCUGAGGUGCCCUCUGGGCCCCCACAGGGGGCGGGGCCAUCGGACCUGGACUUCCAGGACAUGGUGGAGGCCCGGAUCUGCAGAGACACCUGCUGGUCAGGUUCGGAGUCGGAGCCAGAGCAGGCCCCGUCGUCUCCCCGCCCGCACGGUGCUGAAGACGAGGUGCACCAGGCUGGGGGCGUGCUGAGGACCCUGCUGAGGAGCCUUCCCCGCAGAUCCGGGGUUGGGGGCCGCUUUGGGCAGGAGCCCAGCCCGGAGCGGCCAGCAGGCCAGCCACCGAGGGCCGGGCCCCGUUCCCAGAAGAGAGGCACCUGGCUCGGGUCGCAGGGAGCCUCUGGGACAGAGGGCAGCCCGGGGCGCACGGCCGAGCUGGCAGGCAGCCUGAGUCGGGGCUCGGGCCUCGGGACCCAGCAGGGCGGCCUGCGGGGAGGGAAGCUGCACAGGUGCGAGGCCUGCGGCAAGAGCUUCAAGUACAACUCACUCCUGCUGAAGCACCAGCGCAUCCACACGGGCGAGAAGCCCUACGCCUGCCACGAGUGCGGCAAGCGCUUCCGUGGCUGGUCGGGCUUCAUCCAACACCACCGCAUCCACACGGGCGAGAAGCCCUAUGAGUGCGGCCAGUGCGGCCGCGCCUUCAGCCACAGCUCGCACUUCACGCAGCACCUGCGCAUCCACAACGGGGAGAAGCCUUACGAGUGCGGUGAGUGCGGCCAGGCCUUCAGCCAGAGCUCCAACCUGGUGCGGCACCAGCGGCUGCACACGGGCGAGAAGCCAUACGCCUGCAGCCAGUGCGGCAAGGCCUUCAUCUGGAGCUCGGUGCUCAUUGAGCACCAGCGCAUCCACACGGGCGAGAAGCCCUACGAGUGCCCCGACUGCGGCAAGGCCUUCCGCGGCCGCUCGCACUUCUUCCGGCACCUGCGGACCCACACGGGCGAGAAGCCCUUUGCCUGUGGCGCCUGCGGCAAGGCCUUCGGCCAGAGUUCCCAGCUCAUCCAGCACCAGAGGGUCCACUACCGGGAGCUCUGUAUCUGCCUCACCGCCCGCUUCGCCGAGGCCCCACUGCGAGUUGCUACCCAGCACCUCGGACAGCUCCAGGGAAGCGCGCCAGUCCGGGCGCAGGUCCACUGCCCCGAGUCUCGCAGGCUCAGCCUAGCGGCUCCCGGGGUUUCCUCUCCGGAGACCUCUGUCCCGGGCCGGGUCCCCCGCGGGCCCCGCGAGCUUCUGAGAGCUCCGGGAAGUGCUGGCGGCGCGGGGCGGGGCUCGUUGUGGGCGCGGCGCGCGCUUCCGGCUCCCGCGGGCGCUGCGGGUCCCUCGGCCCUGCGGCCCAGCUGGCGGUGGACGCGGUGUCACGGCCGGCCCCCGCGGGCCUUUCUCCCACAGUCCGCACGACCCCCAACUGCAGAGCUGCGUCCGCGCGCCAAGAGGGCGCCCCCGGCCCGCCUGGAGUGGCAGAAGCUUCCAGGUGGGGAGAAGCCUCACCAGUGCGGCCAGUGCGUGCAGGAGGGUUUUCAGGUGGACAUCGGACCAGAGGAUCCACACUGGCAAGAAACCAUCUCCUGUACCCAGCGCGGGAAAGCCUUUGUGCACAGCUCCCAGAUCACGCAGCCCCCGCAGUUCCACAGCAGCGAGAAGCCCUUUGCGUGUCCGCAGUGCGGCCCUUCCUUCAGCCAGAGCUCCAGCCUCACUCAGCACCAGCAGGGCCACCCCGGGGAGGAGCGCGGCAUCCUCAGGGCCCUGUCGGAUUUCUUCCGGCACCAGAGGGUCCACACCGCGGAGAAGCCUUUCGCUGUGCUGAGUGAGCAGGUCCUUCCUCUGAACUCGCACCUGAGCCAGAGCAGCCCUGCCAGGCCUUCACUGCCCCCUGGGCCACCCGGUAACAGUGCGAACAGAGUCCCACUGGCUCCCCCUGGCAAGCGGGACGGGGGGUCGCUGCAAGGUGGCAGCGCCCUUUCACUCGCAGUGACCAGCAGCAGUGUUCCAGUAGUGCCUGUUCCACUGACUGGGCCCUGGAAGGUGGAAGGACACCGUGAGAUCGUAAACCCCUCAAGUGUGUGCUCGCUGCGGACCAGCGGGGAGGCAGGCCCGGGGACACAGGGCAGGCGGGAAGAGGGGGUCCGCCUGCCAGGACCAGCCGCCGUGAGGCGCUCCCCGCUUUCUCCACGAGCGCCGGCCUUCUCCGUCCGUGCCUUCGCCCACUGCGCAGUCAGCAAGGUCACCAUCCGGAGCAGGUCAACCGUCCCCGUGGCUCCGGAGGCCGCCCGCGUCCCCCAGGGCAGCCGAGUGCCGGGCUUCUGGAGCCCAGAGCGUCACCGGAACUGCGUGCGCCGCCGGGGAGGGCGCUGCUUCCCGCGAGCGGAGGGGCUCCGGGGGUCCCACUGUGGGCAUUUCUGCAGGAAGCAGCAAACAGAGCCCGGCCUGGGUCUCCAGACCACUACGGAGAGGGCUGCCCUGAUGGACACACGCACAGCUUUCCAGGCAUCGAAAGGAAGCCACUGGGCUUCCUGCUGUGCAGCUUCAGCAGCUGAGCACGGGGCUCAGAGCGCAGGGCUGAUGCCUCGGCAGGUGGUCCUGAAAGAAGGGGGCCAUGGAGAGGCCACGCCAGGACUGUUACAGGGUCCCUCCUGGACACUGGGGCUUCCAGACCCUUGUGGGAAUAAGGAGGCUGCAGAGAGGCCCAGAGGUUCCCCUCGGGUACCGGCUGUUCAUGAGGACAGAGUGUCCAGGUCAGAGGUCACCCUGAACACAGCAUCUGCAGUCAACAGGAGAGGCCCCUGGAAAGGGCAGCCUUACCGAUGCAGCACCUGCGACAGGAGCUUCAAAUGCUAUUCAGACGUGGUGAAGCACCAGAGCAUUCACUCUGGGGAGAAGCCCUAUGAGUGCAGCGACUGUGGGAAAGCCUUCAUCCACAGCUCCCAUGUCGUCAGGCACCAGCGCAUUCACAACGGGGAGAAGCCUUAUGUCUGUAAGGAGUGUGGGAAAGCCUUCAGCCAGAGCUUCAACCUCAUCAGACACCAGAGGAUCCACACAGGAGAGAAGCCGUAUGAAUGUGCUGAGUGUGGCAAGUCCUUCAGUCAGAGGUCAGACGCUAUGAAGCACCAGAGGAUUCACACGGGGGAGCGGCUCUACGAGUGCAGCGAGUGUGGGAAAACCUUCAUCCACAGCUCAAACGUCGUCCGGCACCAGAGGAUUCACCACAGAGAGAACCCCUACGAAUGCAAAGAGUGUGGGAAAGCCUUCAGCCAGAGCUCCAACCUCAUUCAGCACCAGCGCGUCCACACAGGGGAAAAGCCCUAUGCCUGCCAGGAGUGCGGGCGUGCCUUCAGCCGCAGCUCCUUCCUCAGCGAGCACCGGCGCAUCCAUACUGGGGAGAAGCCCUACGAAUGCGGCGAGUGCGGCCGCUCCUUCAGGGCCCUGUCGGGCUUCUUCCGGCACCAGAGGAUCCACACCGGGGAGAAGCCCUUCCGCUGUGCGCAGUGUGGCAGGGCCUUCCGCCUGAGCUUUCACCUUAUCCAGCACCAGCGAGUUCAUGGCACAGAGUGAACCUGUUGUGGGGUGAACAUAGAGUAAAAGUUGAGUAAACAAGGCUGGAGGGUGGGUAGCAUGCCCUUCAGUUUUUCCCAGCACCCCGAGGCUUGUGCACUGUGCUCCACGGCCCACAGGAAGAUAAUACUGUCUUGUGGUCUGUGAGCUGGCUGUGCAGGCCUGAAGUCUACCACCGCCUCCGGGAGCAGCAGAAAGGAAAGGGGCUGGGGAAGGAGACUUGAUGCUGACAUGUGCCUCUGCAGCUGCUGUACUUCAUUUUCACAGCACCGGGGUUUCCUGGAGUAUAGUUUACAUGUGGUGUAAUGGCCAGCUUUUAAGUGUUUGGUUAUAUAACAAAUAUAACCUGUUCUAACCUUUAUGACUACCACACUAUCAAGAUGCUGACUAUUUCCAUCAAUCCAGAAAGAUUCCCUAGGCCCCUCAUCCUUAGAAACAACCAACAAUGUUGUUUUUGUCACUAUAAUUCUGCUUGCUCUGAAAUGUUAUAUAAAUAGUGAUAUAAUUUAUACUCUUUAUGUAUUUUUCCCUGUGCUUAAGUUUUGAGGUUUAUCCAUGUAUCAGAA